AUGUACACUUUUCGACGGGCUUCCGAUGACAUUGCUGAGUUAGCUCGGCAAUUGGGAGUAAGCAACAUCAUUUUGGGCGGGCAUGACUGCUACACGCCUAUUCGCCUUCUUGCAAAGACACUGCCAAACUUUGCGUACAUGGAACAUCUGGCGUCUGGAGAGCUAGAAGAGCAUAUCCAGUCCAAAUCUGAGCUACGAGCUUUUCUCAACGGAUGCUUUGGAUUCCCUCGUGGCCCUAAUGGCGAGGUUGGUUUCACGCCAGAGCACGGCAUGCAGUUUGAGAACCUUCUCAAACUAGGUGCUACAGCACUUUUCACAUCACGUGAAUUGGACUACUACGCAGGCGAGUAUGCUCGUAAUGGCAUACGCGGGCCUGAUAAUUGGUACAGAAUAAGAGACUUGAAUUUCUCGACCGAAUAUGAAUAA
This is a messenger RNA of Exophiala aquamarina CBS 119918, 426 nucleotides long. RefSeq lists its product as uncharacterized. The record is from RefSeq and is a predicted model, not a curated record. The transcript is spliced from 2 exons. The coding region runs from base 1 to 426 and encodes 141 amino acids. NCBI's taxonomy places the organism in Eukaryota, Fungi, Ascomycota, Eurotiomycetes, Chaetothyriales, Herpotrichiellaceae.